This is a messenger RNA of Sarcophilus harrisii (Tasmanian devil), 4909 nucleotides long. It is a transcript of the gene CREB3L2, whose product is annotated as cAMP responsive element binding protein 3 like 2. The record is from RefSeq and is a predicted model, not a curated record. Gene Ontology annotation, molecular function: cAMP response element binding; DNA-binding transcription factor activity, RNA polymerase II-specific. The transcript has 12 exons. Bases 422 to 1978 code for a protein of 518 amino acids. NCBI's taxonomy places the organism in Eukaryota, Metazoa, Chordata, Mammalia, Dasyuromorphia, Dasyuridae. Gene Ontology annotation, biological process: regulation of transcription by RNA polymerase II.
UUGAAGCAAAGCAGAGCAAGGAGUGAAUUUCGAGUUUGGACCAGCUGUGGAAAAGUUGAGGGGGAUGAGGAUGUUGCGAAACGCAGAGGGAAGUCUCUUGGGAUGAGACGCCCCCUCCUCACUGCACCUCGGGUGGGCGCCCCCCUUAAGCCCCUCCAUCCUGCCUCCUGGGUUCGGGCAGUCCGUCUCCUUUCCUGCCUCAGCCCGCUCCCAGCCACCCUCCUUUUUCCAGUGACCCCGGCAGGGAAGUUUUUCCUCUUUCUCCCCUCGCUUUUCUUCAGGAAUUAGAGCCCCGAUUCCCAGACAAGACACGCCCACUCUGGGACUCGGCAUCCUCGGUGCCCGUCUGCCUCCGGCUGUGCCAGGUCUCGCCACCCCCUUCCUCGGCGCAGCCUGGGCUCAGCCGGCUCCCCGUCCCGCCAUGGAGGUGCUGGAGAGCGGGGAGCAGAACCUGUUGCACUGGGAUCGCAAGCUCAGCGAGCUGUCAGAGCCCGUGGACUCCGACAGCCUGAUGUACAACACGCAUUUCACAGAGCUUCUGGAUGAGUUUUCCCAGAAUGUCCUGGGCCAGCUUUUGAAUGACCCCUUCCUCUCAGAGAAGAAUGAGAUGAUGGAAGUGGAGACAUCUCCAGCCUCCCCUGCUCCUCUCAUCCAGGCAGAACACAGCUACUCUCUGUGUGGGGAUUCCCGGCCUCAGUCCCCACUCACUCACAUUUCUAAUGAAGAUACCUUCAAUGAAGCUAAUCUGGCCAGUGAGGAAUGGUGCCUGACUUCAACGACUAUCAAGACAGAACCCAUCCUAUGUGAAUCCCCUGGUCUUGUCCCAUCGGUCACUCUGACUAUCACUACAGCUCCUCCGCCUCUCAGCAGUGAGGAUCCCCAACUGCAGGAUGAUGAUGAGGUCAAGUCUCCAAGUCUGAAAAUCCUUCCCAAGAUUAAAUUGGAGCCUCAUGAAGUGGAUCAGUUCUUGAAUUUCUCUUCAAAGGAAGUGGUGGAACACCUGCAUCUCCCCCCCACACCUCCCAGCAGUCAUGGCAGUGAUUCUGAGGGCAGCCAGAGCCCUAGCCCAUCCCUGACGCCAUCUAGCCCCACCCAAGGGCCAGGAAAGGUGACAUCUCGUUCAGCCUCAGCCCUGUCCAAUUCCCCUCUUCUGACAGCACCUCAUAAACUCCAGGGAUCAGGCCCCCUGAUCCUGACAGAAGAGGAGAAGAGGACACUGAUUGCUGAAGGAUACCCUAUCCCCACCAAACUGCCCUUGACAAAAGCAGAGGAAAAGGCUCUGAAGAAAAUCAGGAGGAAAAUAAAAAACAAGAUUUCUGCCCAGGAAAGUAGGAGAAAGAAGAAAGAAUACAUGGACAGUUUAGAGAAAAAGGUAGAGUCUUGUUCAAAUGAGAACAUGGAGUUGAGGAAGAAGGUGGAAGUUUUGGAGAAUACUAACAGAACUCUCCUGCAGCAGCUACAGAGGCUCCAGUCUCUGGUUGUGGGCAAAGUUUCCCGUUCCUGCAAAGCAGCCAGCACUCAGACAGGCACUUGUCUCAUGGUCGUUGUGCUAUGUUUUGCUGUUGUGUUUGGCAGCUUUUCUCAGAGCUAUGGGCCCUAUCCCUCUGCUACCAAGAUGGUCCUUCCAAGCCAACAUUCUACUCCAGAGUCAUACACAGCCUCUAUUGUGAGAUCCAGGAGUCUGCUGAUCUAUGAAGAACCCCCUCCAUUGGAGGAGUCUCAGAGCCUUGGGUUACCUGGGGAUCGAGGGGACGCUGAGGACAGAGAAAGAGGGCCCCCAAUCCUUGGGAUGUCCAUGUUGGAGCCAAGACCCAGGACCGAAGAGACUGAUGUUGCUCAGUUCAGGAUAUCAAAUGAGAUGAGAUUAGAGAAGUCGGUAUUAUUAGAACUUGGGCAGCACAGGGUCAGCUCCAAACUGGAGACAAAUGAAACACUUAAAGUCAUUGAAAUUGACAGAAGAGUCAAUGCUACUUUUUAAAGAGUUUCUUCAUCUCCCCUUCUUACUCACCUCCUUUUUCCCUCCCUUCACUUUUCUCAUUGAACAGAACCUACCCAACCUUAUUUUAGCAUCAGGGUCAGGGGAUAGGUAGCAAUCCAGCAAUCAUGCCAAGAAGUCAUUCCCUCGCCCUCAGCAUUGUGGCAAGACCAGUCUUAGAGGAAGAGAUGAGUCUCUUUGAAUAGGGUCCCCAGUCUCAGAAAAGAGAACUCCCCAGGUCUCUUUAUAGGAAGUGGUUGACCACUCUCUAUCUGGCUUGUCUAGGUGUUUAGUCUUGGGGUGGGUGGGUGGAUGGGUGAGAGUUCAAACUGAAGUUACCAGGAUGAAGCUUGACAGCUUUUAAGAGAAUUGUUAGGAAAACAUUCGUCUUCUCAAACUACUCUCUUUAUACCUUAAUAUUUAUCUUUCUUUGACUACCCUCCUCUUCUCCAUACUACAGGUAUAAUACAUAAGAGAAGGAGGCUUUCCUAUUCUAGACCUUCUUGUCUAUUCUUGUUGCUUGUAGUUCCUUCCUCCCCCUUCCCCCUUUAUCCAUAUGCCCAGAGUUCUACCUCCUGAACUUCUCCUUGUUGUAAAUAGUAUUUAUUAGCUUUCUGAGGCUUCCCUCUGGCAGCCAAACUGAAGAGAUUAGAUGCCUCCCCUCAGCUUAGCCAGAGACUUGGAUUGAAUUGAGCUUUGGCAUUGAGAGCUUUUGGCGUGAGAGGCUCUGAAUCCUGCCCCUUCCCCACCCUUCUUCCUACUCCCACUUCCCAGCCCUAGUUUCACUUUUUUUUUUAAUUUUAAUUUUUAAAAAUCUUAAAUCUGUAAGAAAAUUACAGGUCAAGAGCAACGCCUUAGGCAUGUAACUUUCAGAUACAGAACACCAAACUCGGCUUCUUUCUAGACAUACUCACCUGGGCUCCUAUGGUCCAGGAAUAGGUUUUUUUCACUGUGUCUUUAUGAGGAGAGUCUAAAGUCCUGUCUCUGGGACUUGGGACUCCUGACCAUUGCUUCUUAACUUUUCUUGGGCUUUCUGCUCCAUUGACUCUACCUGUACAACAGGUACCUUAAGUUUUCUCACACUGGUGAAGCAGAUGACUUUGGGCACCUGUGUGUUUGUUUGUUUUCUUUCUAGGGAAUCUUUGGCUACUCUGCCCCACUUAUCCAAAGAGACCUAAUUUAAUUGACCUUUGUGCCUUUAUUAUUAUUUUUUUUAUGAUUUAAAAUAAACUCUUUAUAAAAGAAAAAAAAUUCUCCCCUUUCUCAUAUGAAUAGGUAAUGAAAAUUGCCUUUUUAAUUGUACAAUAAUAUAUCAAGCUCUCUUUAAUUUUUUUUUUAGCUUGUAAAAUAUUUUUUUUAGGGAAAAAAAAACCAUUUUCAUUUAGUAUUUACAUCUAAAACCUCUCUUUCUUUGCUUCUUUUGUCCCAUCUGUUCAUUCUGUUAUUGCAUGCCAUAUUUAAGAGAGAUUCUCAGAAUGAUCUGUGGACCUCCAAUCCAAUAACGGUAACAGGAUUUGACAUUAUUAACAUUCCCUGUCCUAUCUUGUAAAUGGAUUCCUGUUUUCUCUGCUCUGGUCCAUUUGGGGAUCUCAGGUGUUCUUCCUCUGCCCCUACUCUACUGCAUAUACCCUAAGUUCCUGCUUUUUAUUCUCAUACCAGAUGUUUGAUCCUACAUUUUAGCAUCAUAGAUUGUUAAGCCAGAGCAGGUCUUUAAAAACCCAUCUCUCUGGGCCCUGGGUUUUAUUAAUAGGAGUCAGGGAAGAGGAGGGAGAAGAGAAGUAAGAUCAUUUUUGAUUCUUUCUCCUCUUUGAAUUUUAAUUAAACAUUUGGAAGUUCAAAACUUGGGAGUGAUCUUAAAAAUUGUCUAACCCCCUAAUUCUUACAGAUGAAGAAAUUGAGGCUAAGUGAACUUACAAAGCCACACAGGCAGGGCUAGAAUGGGAACCUAUUUCCUGGCUCUGAUCCAACAUUCAUCAUGUCAUACUACUCAGCUGAGGGAUGGAGUUAAACAUAACUCAGGGGAUUUUAAAAGAAAUUCCCAGUUUUGAAGGAAUGAAGUGAGACGACAACCCAGUGCGAUGAUCUCCAUCUACAAGGACAUCUUGGAUGUCAAUGAUCACUAGUUGUGACUAAUAGUGGAAGAAUCAUUAUUUUGGGAAAAAGAAGCUGAUUUUCAGUGAAGAUUGGUUUUAAGGAUUUUUCCUGUCUUCUGCUUUAUCCUCACCACCUCUCAUUCCUCUUUCCCUCAUCUAUCAAUGAUGGGAAAACCAGAUGACAGUUUUGCCAACAGUAAAUCGUGUAGCAUUGUUUUUACCAGUGGUUCCAGUGAGUCUUGAUCUGCUUCUGGUUGCCUUCGAGUGCCCUACUACCUAGCAGUAUCUAGAAGAGUCCUUGGCUGAAAGGCUAAAGACUGAUGUACAAGUCUAGGUUACUCACUGUAUGUUAAUGACAAGUUCCUUAAAAUUCUUUAAACCUUUGUUUCCUCAUCUGUAAAAUUCCUGUACUGCCUACCUCACAGGGUUGUUGUGAGGAUCAAAUGAGAUAAUGUAUGUAAAGCGCUUUAUAAACCUUUUAAGUGUAAUGUUGUAAAUGUAAGCUAUUAUUAUUAUUAUUGUUGUUGUUAUUGUUAUUAUUAUUAUUAUUAAGUAGCUUAACAAGCAUUCUAUUAAGGGGCUCCAUGGGCUUCAUCAGACCAGGAAAAACGGAUUUGAAAAUUCUGCCUGGUCAUUAGCUUCACCCAGAAUCACCGGUGGGUUUGAUUAUAUGUUCAUUUCCAGUAGUGUAGUCCAUUCCAAGAUACCUGCUUUGCCCUGAUGAUUUCAGCAGCUCCCAAAUAUUGGCAGGAGUUGAAGUCUAGGGAGCUUAAGUGUUGAUGAAUCAGGAUAUUAGAGGAGCUAUAAAAUAAAUAAAUAAACUAUAUUUGUGGAAAUCAAA